This is a messenger RNA of Phascolarctos cinereus (koala), 2834 nucleotides long. The record is from RefSeq and is a predicted model, not a curated record. Lineage: Eukaryota; Metazoa; Chordata; Mammalia; Diprotodontia; Phascolarctidae.
AGUGGGACUGAAAAGGGAAGAACAAGAUGCAGAAAUUGCCCUAGCUGGGGUAAAAGGAAGACCCUGCUGGGAUGGAAAAAGACUGACGGGUGUCUCAUGAGUAGACAAACUGGCAUAUUGGGACCUUUGACUUUUCAUAUUGGGAGCUCAGAGAAGCUAGUGGUAAUAGCAACAGGAACUGGCAAAGGAAGCAGGGCAAGAUUGAGUGUGCGAGCCUGACUCACUGACAGCUGAUCUGGAAGCUUUGGUCUGAAAAACUCUCUACAAGAGUUGGGGGAAAAAGUCAACUUGGCUGACUGGUCCAAAGCAAGAGGUACAAGUUGCACUAGAUGUCCUCAGACAACACAGCCUAGUCUAUUUUAAAGAUUCUGUGUUUAUGAAGAACUGAAAGGACAUUAUUGAUCACAUAUAAUUACAAGAAUUGGAGAUUAUCCUUUUAACCUUCAUUUUACAGGCAGUUGGGGUUAAGUGACUUGCCCAGGGUCACACAGCUGGUCUCAUUGAAAGAAGAAGGUAGUUUGUGCUAUUUUCUCAAGGUAAAGAAUGAAGACUAAUCUUUCCUGAAGAAACUGAAGUAACAUUUUAAUUACUCAAUUCUUCAACAGCUCCUCGAACAGUGCUCAGCAACCCUAGACAACCAGCACAAUGGCUGCAAACAAGAAUAAGAACCAGAGCUCGUUAGUUCUUCACAAAGUGAUUAUGGUUGGCAGUGGAGGGGUGGGCAAAUCUGCACUUACCCUUCAGUUCAUGUAUGAUGAGUUUGUAGAAGACUAUGAACCUACUAAAGCUGACAGUUAUAGAAAGAAAGUGGUCCUUGAUGGAGAAGAAGUGCAGAUAGACAUUCUGGAUACGGCUGGACAAGAGGAUUAUGCAGCUAUUCGAGACAACUACUUCCGCAGUGGGGAGGGGUUUCUCUUAGUCUUCUCCAUAACAGAACAUGAAUCCUUUACAGCCACAGCAGAGUUCAGGGAACAGAUUCUGCGUGUUAAGGCUGAAGAAGAUAAAAUCCCUUUGCUUGUGGUGGGAAACAAAUCUGACUUGGAAGAGCGGAGACAGGUACCCAUUGAAGAGUCUAGAAGUAAAGCUGAAGAGUGGGGUGUCCAGUAUGUAGAGACAUCUGCCAAAACUAGAGCCAAUGUAGACAAGGUAUUCUUUGAUCUAAUGAGAGAAAUAAGAGCAAAGAAGAUGUCAGAAAACAAAGAUAAGAAUGGCAAAAAAAGCAGCAAAAACAAGAAAAGUUUUAAAGAAAGAUGCUGUUUACUGUGAUUGCUGAGAACAUGGAUCAAAUCUGUCAGUUGCCACUGAGAACAUAGUACUGGAUUCAUGAAAGGAAGACUGUAUUUCUUUACUUGUACUGUCUUUUCUUUUUAUUCGAUUCAUGCAUUACUUCUUUAAAUGAAAAAAAAAUUGUGAAUCAGUCAAUAGCUGGCAGAAAAAAUGACUCAUUUUCCAUGGAGUGAAACUAUUCCUCUGUCAAUUUUUUUUAAACUGAAAGCUUAGAAACAACAAACUUAGUACCACAAGCAGAAAGUAAUCCAGUGUUAAUUUUAAAAAUACUGUAUUGUAGCUUAUGAUAUUUUUCCAGUUUAUAACAUCACCAUUUCAGUCAGAAAUUAAAAUUUUCUUGUUUUCUUUAGGUUUGGGGAAGGAAAACCAGACUUUCUUCUACACACAGCAAUCUAACACUUUACCAUUUUAUUAAUGGCAGUCAGAAAAAUCAUUAAAUUACAAAGCAAGUGGUUUGUUUGUGUUUAAUGACUUAAGUAAAAUUGAGUGACUUUUACAGUCAGAUUUUCUUAGUAUUUCCCAGAAGAGUCCAAAAAGUAGCUAAAAUGUAAAUUUGAGUUGUCUCAACUAGGUCAUUGUGAAGUUCAUAAACCUUAUUCAUACACACUUAAGGUAUGAAAUGUAAUCUGUCCUGGCUUUAUUUUUGUUUUUCUUUUAAUAUUUAAAUAUUGGCUAGUUUUACCUUAUUGUCUGGUUCUUCCCUAAGGGUCCUAAGAUUGUGUCGGAACUUUAAAAAAAAUGCACUUUCUUAUACUUCACCUUUUAUAGCUUUUUAAUUAAAAACAAAACAAAACCAACAACAAUUAUCCCAAAACAUACUUUAAAAUUUCAUGCCUAUGCUAGCUUCACACAAUAAUUGGCAUUAACAAUUUACAAGGACCAUUUUAUCCCCAAAGUAAUUGUCAUCAUUUAAAAAUUAUAUUUUUUCUAACAGCACUUGAUAAACUCCUGUGCAUGGAGUAAAUGUUGCUGAUGCUCUACUUUGUUUCUUUACCUUGUUUAGUUUAAUACAAAUGCUUUGGAAGAAUGAUGAGCUACAGUUGUAACCUAAAAUCAUGAAGCCAGAGCCAGUGCCAGACAUUUUGCUACCUCUCACAGAAUUACUCAGUAAUUCUAAAUUUAAAUCAGAAAAACGGUGAGGAGAGUGAAGGUAGGCCACUGCCAUGUUCUCUCUGGUUGCAGUUUUUCAUAUGGUUUUCUUCUGACAGACAUAUUAACAUUUAGAAAGAGAUUUUUAAUGAUGGAAGAAAAACGGUUAAGUGUAGCUGUCCUACUUGCUGCUGCCAUAUUUCUAAGCUGAGCAAUCACGCAAAUUUUGCCAGAAGGAAGAAUAAUAUGGUUUUAAAAAAAAAGUAAAAAGUUAGCUGCCUUUUCUUUUCAGUAAAAAUGAGACUUCAAGUGUGGGUGCCAAAAAGAAAAACACUCUCUAUUUUAUUGUUACAGAAAUUGUAAAGAUUAUGAUUUUGAUUUGGAAAACCAUCUUGUAUAACUUCCCAAUGAAUCAUGAACUUUUUUUUGGAAUAAAAAAACAGACAAAAACUUCUGAA